Messenger RNA from Astrephomene gubernaculifera, 2434 nucleotides. Lineage: Eukaryota; Viridiplantae; Chlorophyta; Chlorophyceae; Chlamydomonadales; Astrephomenaceae. The record is from the annotation of a GenBank genome assembly.
AUACAAUGGACUUUUAGGCGGUUAUACAGUACGAUGCCAUGACACUGUAGGUAAAGUGUAGCCACAAUUCGACGCCGGUAUGGGUAAUUAAGAAGCAGUCCGGCUAUUGCUUAGUCAUUUAGACGUAGUUGCACUCAAAUGUGGGCCCAAAAGGGUUUCCAUGGCUCGCGGCUGUCGAGCCAACCAGCGCCGAAGUCGCAAGGCUUGCUGCCAACGCAUUAUAGAAAGACUAAACGCAUCUUUUGGAAUUGUCAUGGAAUUCCUUAUGCUGGUUCAUUUUUGGUUGAGGCCACUACAAAGCCUGCUCGUGAUAGCCAUGAAGCGGAAUCCGUCAAGCAUCCGCACGACGUCACGGCGACAAGCGCCGCGAGCAUGCUGCCAAAGGAGCAGUCACAACAUACGGCUCUGACGCCACGGCAGCGGAGACUAGCGCAGCAACAGCGGAAAUGGCGGGAGCAAGAAGAACAGCAGCAGAAGCAAAAGAAGCAGAAGCCUCCAAAGCAGCAGCAGCAGCAGCAGCAGGGCUACCACCAGCGGCCGGAGACGACGCCCGCUGCUGCCGCUCCUGCACCGUUGCUACCUCCCACUAGCAGCACAACUAGUAGCGGAAAACGUCGCCAGCGGCCUUCUCCGGCCACUCCUCCAUCAGUCUCGGCUCCCGCCUCAAGAGCAAAUCCUCCUUCUGUUGCUUUAGCACCUGCAGCUGCUGCUGAGCAACUAGCUGCCAGCGCCGGCCCCGUAAAACUGAGCUCCUUCCUAGUCAAUCCUCAAAGGAAAUCCGGAGAUGGGCCCGAGGCUCCGAACCCCCGCCCAACAGCAUCAUCCCCAUCACAGCCGCCACCACACUCCAAACUUCAGCACGCCGGCGUCUCGAGCAACAGGCAGCAGGUGACACCUGUUGAACCCGUACAGCCAUCACCACCUUGGUGCGCCCCGGUGCAGCUACAGGGCCGCCAGGGGCAGCGGGGGCAGCAGCAGGGGCAGGGACAGGAGCCGCUCCCAGCCCUGUUCGCGGCUGCUGGGCUCCCUCUGUCGCGCGACAGCAGCUCCCUCCUCGACCUGAAAUCCCUGUCGGGCCCGCAGCUAGUGGCGCUAGCAAGGGCGUGGAUGCGGGACCUAGCGGAGUGGAAGUCAGCCCCACCGCCUUCCUCCUCACCUUCACCUUCCUGUUCCUCCCCUUCUUCCUCCUCCACACCCUCCGUUUCGCCCUCCUCAUUACCUCCUGCUUCUUCACCUUCCUCCACCUCGGGUCCAUCCGCCUCGCCUUCCGUGCCCAGAAGCAGCAGCAGCAGCGGCACCGGGGCUGCGGUUGCGCUCCCCAACGCAGCAGCUGAGAGACUCGCGCUGUUGACAGCAGCUGUGACCUCCCAUAUGACCCACGGGUCGCUGGGUCAGCAGGAGCUGGCAGACCUGGUGUGGUGGGUGGCGCAGUACGACAGGGCGCAUGCGCUACAGACGCUGUACCCGGCCCUAGGGCUGCCCUUCCAUGUCAUCCCUGGGGUGUUCCCAGAACUGAAGCUCGAGGAUUUUAUGGCGGAAGUGGAGCUACGGCGUGACGUCAUUUACCUGGAAGAUGGAUCCAGGGCCGUGGAGGAGUCCCGCUUGACUGGCUGGCAGUCUGACAUCGGAGCCACGUUCAGGUACAGCGGCAAAGAGAUGCAGCCUCAGGGAGGGGGCGGCUUCACACCUGCGAUUCGCAAGGUUCGCGACGCGCUGCAGCAGCUGACGGGGAUCCCGUACGACAGCGUGCUGGUCAACUAUUACGCGGACGGGAAGUGCGGCAUGCGGUACCACGUGGAUCCGCUGUACGACAGGUGGACCCCCGAGUCGGCGGUGGUGUCUCUGGGUGACACGCGCACCUUCGUCUUCCGGGCCAUAGAGGACUUCAGUUGCAGGUGGCAGUACCGAGUUGGCAACGGCGAUGUGGUCCGCAUGUUCGGUGACUGCCAGGAGCGGCUGCAGCACUGCGUGAGGGUGGAGCGGCGGGCGGAGGACGCGGGGCCGCGCAUGUCUCUUGUGUUCAAGGAACGGCUGAGGGACGCGGAGGGGCGCUACCUGCUGCCGUGAAGGGCGGGCAGUGAAGGAAACGCGUUUGGGGGGCGGAGGAGGAGGGACGUGGCAUAGCGGUAUGCUGCUGUGUGCUGACCUGAUGCGCCUGGCAUGCUGGUUCUAUGGCUUCUGAAAGGGGUGGCUAGGUGGGUGUUCCUCACACUAACAUGUGUUGCGAACAUGUGUUGCUGUGGGGCAUUGGGGCUUGCGCUUAAUGGAAAAGCCCAGAGGUCAGCAGGACAGAGCUUUCAUUAGCACCAGUAGUGUGGCACCAGUAGUCAAGAGGGUGCAUCGAGUAAGAAGACAUGUGCAAAACCGCAUGCAUCCAGACAUUUCGGAUGCCUUGAGGUGGUGUAACGCCAGAGGCACAGGAACGGUGGCAUGG